AUGUUCGGCGAACGAGGAGGGCCGGCGGGGACGUCGCACUGGAUGGUGCUCGUGAGACACGCGGGCGACGAACACGCGGCGGUGUAUGAUUUUUUGCCGAAGACGCCGAAAUCACCGUUCACGGCGGCGAAAUUGCUGAGUGGGAACAGCGUGGAGGGCGUGGUGCGGUCGAGACGCUUGGCGGGGGUGCCGGGACGGCGGUGCUGUCGCGUGGGAGGGACGCGCGCGGGACUGGGCGGACGCAUCGCCAUCGAAGCCGCGAUCGCGGCGUUUCACGAGCGAUGGGACGCGGACGCGCUGCGCUUGGGGACGAAUGAUUGUCGGAAUCAUUCGGUGGAGUUGGCGCGGUGGUUGACGUGCGAUUACGGGUACGGAAUAGAGGUUUCGAGCGACGCGAAGGGGACGCUGACGUGUCGGCGAACGGCGACGCCGGCGACGGAGGAGGAGGACGAAGACGAGGGCAGCGUGGAAAUCGUUCCCGUCGACGUCGAACGCGUCUCGCGCGACGUCGCGACGAACGCGUCUUCCAAGGAUCGAAAGAACAAGAAGCAGAAGAAGAAGAAAUCGAGCGGCGGUCCGCGUUGAAUUGAAAGUUGAAAAAGUGUAGUAACCACCGAGUUGUUCGUCGA
Messenger RNA from Ostreococcus lucimarinus CCE9901, 629 nucleotides. RefSeq lists its product with no specific name. Bases 1 to 585 code for a protein of 194 amino acids. The transcript has a single exon. The record is from RefSeq and is a predicted model, not a curated record. NCBI's taxonomy places the organism in Eukaryota, Viridiplantae, Chlorophyta, Mamiellophyceae, Mamiellales, Bathycoccaceae.